Messenger RNA from Mytilinidion resinicola, 477 nucleotides. RefSeq lists its product as uncharacterized. The record is from RefSeq and is a predicted model, not a curated record. Bases 1 to 477 code for a protein of 158 amino acids. The transcript has a single exon. Lineage: Eukaryota; Fungi; Ascomycota; Dothideomycetes; Mytilinidiales; Mytilinidiaceae.
AUGCCCGACCGCACAAGACUUCCGUCUACCACCGAGACUAAUGCAAGGAAACAGUCGGCAUAUGCUGCUUCAGUUUCGACCCUGCGUGCCUGCGUCACCUUCAUCACCUGCGCUUCAACUUACCAACAACCCACCCCAGGCCCCUCCUGCAUCUGUCUCUGCCCUACCAACGGCGCACCCCUCCCACCUUUACCCGCACGGUCGGAGCUGAAAUCCCCAUUCAUCAAACGCCGGACAUGCAGGCAACGCGCGAUCGACAUCUCAUCGCAGCACACCCAAGACGUCAAAAUGUUGGUGGCGUCUGCACUUCGAUCACGCAUGCGCUGCUCGAAACGCGUCCGGGGCGCUCCAGACAGGCCGGAGACCGACUCAGCUCGUGCCAAAGGGGAAGGAGGCGAAGAUAGGGGUGCCUGCAGCUUGCAAGCAGAUGCUGCCGUACGUGAGGGUGAGAGGGCUGCAGCGAGGGGUGAAGUUUAA